AUGACCAGUCGAUGGGUAAAAGGUCGUUUGAAUGAUGGUAAACAGUCACGUUUAGCAAGGCGGACAACGACGACAAUAGCGCCAAUUGCAUGCCUUUUGGAAUGGGAUUCUGCUAAAUGCCAAAUUUUUCAUCAUAAACGACCGCUGUUUGCACCUAAUUUGGCAUAUUCAAAAACCACAUAUGGCUUUAUUACACCAAUUUUGCCGAUAUCAGGAAUAGCUGAGGAAGGUGCGAAAUCAAAAUCCACAUCGAUAGCACUGUUGCAUACAUCCGAAACAACGUUAACAACUGCAUUAGCAACAACUAAAUCAGUCACUCCAACUAGAACAACGAUAUCACAACUGGAACAGUCUAAGAAUUUGGCUCAGGAACAAGAACAGAAACAGAAACAGAAACAGGAACGGGAACAGGAACAGGAACAGGAAAAUCAAGUAAACGGUGAGUUCACUGAGCGCACUCACACGUUUCUUUCUACCAUCACAACUGUAACCACCACCACUAUCACUAUCACUACUACCACUACUCCUCCUGUUAUCACUACUGCUACAGCACAUAUCACUACCACAACUACCAUCGCUGAUACCAUCACCACCACUCCUUUUAGCUUCACUCAAAAGCAUGAUAUCAAUUAUGAUAGAUUUGCUAUUCCCAAGACAAAUGGCAAUCAUAUCAUGUUGACACCAGCUUUGUUCCAUCUUAAUAACAAUGAUGAUGAUGAUGAUGAUGAUGAUGAUGAUGAUGAUGGCGAUGAGGAUGAACGUUUUGCAUUCUUCUGGCCAACUAUUUCACCAUUUCGAACACAAACUGCAAUCAUUUCCAUCCCUGAGAUAAAAAAUGUUGAAACAACGUCACCAAUAACAACAAUUCCUGCAAAAAUUUUUCAUUGGAAUAUUAUUAGCACAACAAAAAGACCAAUUCAUAGUUUAACAGUAAUGCAAAAAGGAGAUAGGCUAAAUAAGAAUAAAUAUGGGAAUUCUACGCCAAUUCUAAAUAAACCAUUAAUAAUUGAUAGUAAUGUAAGUCAAUAUAAAUAUGGUGGCAACUAUUCUAAUGAUUAUUCUGGAUAUCAUUAUCAUUCUGAUAAUAUACCUGAAUAUAAUUAUAGUUAUUUGGAUAACAAUUAUAAAAAUUAUCAUUAUCCUAAUAGUAAUUAUAGCCAUCUUCAAUAUCAUGGUAACAAUUCUAAAUGUUACGAUUAUUCUAAUUAUUCGAAUUAUUCUAAUUGUAUGAAUGCUACUACAAUUAGCACUUUUCCUGCAUCAUCGCCAUCCCAUCGUUCACUUCCUUUUACUGCACCAUCGAUCACCAGAAUUAUGCAAAUUUCCAGUGCCAUCUCGCAGCAACCUGAUCGAAAUUAUUUUGAAGAUUUAUGGAACGAUAUUGCUGGACCAUCGACACCUAUUAUUAUAAAUAGUGAUCAGAAAGAAUCAACAACGACAAUACCAUUAUCAUCUGCUAUUACCAAUACUAUUAAUAGUAAUCGAUCAACCAAGCCAUUAACUUUUGACACCACCGUACAUACCUCAUUACAUAAAGGCAUAACAUCUCAAAAUGAUGAUGGUAAUAAUAAAAACUUAAGGUCAACUACGCCAAAAUUAGCACCUUUUUUGCUGAAUAUUUCAACUAAAUGGUCAUUAGAAGAGGGAAAGAAAAGAAUAAAAGGGCCAGAAGCUAAGAAUUUGGGUAACAUUCAUUCACAAAAUAAACCACAACAAGUGCUCACUGUAUCUACCGUAUCAUCAUCCUCUACCUUUAAGCAUCGUAUUCGUACAACAUUGGUAAGCCAUACCGUUUAUGCAGUUAGACCAACUACUCCUAUGGGUGAAGUUAUCACGGAUACAAUUAAGGUUCCCACUACACCGACAGAUUUUCCACGUACAGCAUUGAUUUCAAUAGCAUCGUUAUCUGUGAUUAUUAUCAUUGCCAUCGUUGUUUUUUGCGUUUUCAGACAAAGUGGUCCAUCAACCGAUCAGUAUCCGAUGGUUUGUAGUGGUAAACAAUCCGGUUACGCUCCAAUACCAGCUGAACUGUCACCGCCAAUGAUGCGUGAAUCAUCGCGACAGAACGCCGGUCCGUUCUUUCACAAUCGGAUAAAUCAACUUGACGGCUAUCAACCGAUCAAAGGUGCUGUGAUACCAAAUGGAAAUAACAUGGCGAGUAAUGUCAAAGAUAAAAAUGAUAUGCUUCAUAGUUUUUUGGAAGGGUCAAAGUUCGAUCAGUUUAGGAAAAAGAAUGAGAUGAAGGAGGAAGAGGAGCAGGAAGGGGAAGAGGAAGUGGUGGAGGAGGAGGAAGGGGAAGAGGUGGAGGAAGAAGAGGUGGAGGAAGAGGAAAUGGUGGAGGAAGAGGUGGAGGAAGAAGAAGAGGUGGAGGAAGAAGAAGAGGUGGAGGAAGAGGAAGAGGUGGAGGAAGAAGAGGUGGAGGAAGAGGAAAUGGUGGAGGAAGAGGUGGAGGAAGAAGAAGAGAUAACAGCUAUCGAAAUGCCCUUCAGGCGACCUUUAGGAGAACGAAUUGAAAAUCAAACUUUACCAAAUUUCAUACGGCCACUUCAAGACAAGCGUGUAGUGGUUGGACAAAAUGUGCUACUUGAGUGUCAAGUUGCAGGUCAUCCUGAUCCGGUUGUGAAAUGGCUCAAAGAUGAUCAUGAUGUUACACAGUGUCCUGAUUAUGAAAUUUCAAGCGUCGGUGUCAAACAUCAUUUAGCAAUUAAAAAUGUUCAAGCAUCCGACAACGGUCGUUUUACGGUUCAGGCAAUGAAUGCAGCUGGUAUUAAGCAAUCAACAUGCAUGCUUAUUGUAGCACCGGCACCAACACCAGUUCCUGGUGCAAAAAGUGUCGCAAACUCACCAGCUCCACCACAAACACCAAUUGGUCCAUCAGCGCCAAUCUUUUUGAAAGAUUUAAAGAAUUCACCAUUAAAACCUGGUUCACAAAUUAUAUUAGAAGCACGAGUUGUUGGUUGUCCGGAACCACAGGUGGAAUGGCUAAAAAAUGGAUCAUUACUUAAUAACUAUCGCGCGAAGACAGAAUAUGACAGUCGGACAGGUAUUUGUGCAUUAAUUAUACCUCAAAUGUUUGCUGAUGAUAUUGGUGAGUAUACGUGUCGAGCGACAAAUGCGCAUGGAAUUGCUGAAUCUUCCGCACAGCUGAUGUCACGAGAUGAAUUCGAUAAAUGGUUUUAUGAGCAACAGUCGUUAAUUACAAGUGAAAGGAAGCAAGCUAUGCUUGCACAAUUUCAAAAACAAAGGCCUGAACGGCCAAUUUCUCGGACAUUGCAACAACGACAAACUAUUGUACAACGUCCAGCAGCUGUUAUACAACAACGUCAGAUGAAACACUUUCCUCAAAAUGGCAAUUUUGAUUGUGAUAGUAUUACUGAAAUUCCUCUGGGUCUCAGUGAAAGUGAAACAGAGGCGGAACUUGCAUCAAUAGAUUCUCGAGGUUUUGGUGGACCACCUCGAAUGCAAACCCCGCUGAAAGGAUUACGAUUAACAGAAGGCACCGAUGCUCUCUUACAGUGCAGUAUUACAGGAAAUCCUAAGCCUAAGAUAACAUGGUUAAAGAAUGGAAAAAUUGUUGAUUUGAUUAAUUCAAAUGGGAUCACGACUAUAUUCAAAGGAUCGCUUGCAUUGAUGAAAAUCUCAUCGGUGGUACCCAAAGAUAGCGGUGAAUACACGCUUAUCGCAGAAAAUUAUUACGGAAAGGUUAAAUUUUGA
Messenger RNA from Acanthocheilonema viteae, 3714 nucleotides. Lineage: Eukaryota; Metazoa; Nematoda; Chromadorea; Rhabditida; Onchocercidae. The record is from the annotation of a GenBank genome assembly.